UCGGAAAUGCUGUCGGAUGAGUGCUGAUUUCCUCUACACUAGCUCUAUGGCUAAAUAGCUCCGAUAAAACAUUAUAAAACUUUGCCUUGUAGAACAAUUGAACAAACAUGGACAGCUGAAACUGUACUUUUCGUUGGGUUAAUGGUUUACGGUUGAUAGUUAACGUUAUUAGACCUCUUCUUCACUGACUCCAGUGUGUGGACUGAGGAGGAUGCUAGCCUGUUUGUUAGCAAACAACUGCAGGAAAUGAGCCUGUUAGCAUAGAGAGCCAGCCUGGUGUUACUAUGAGGUUCAUAUUUUCUUCUUUGAGCUCAUACUCCAUGUAAAUCACCUCUUCGCGAUGGACAUCGAGGCAAUAGUUAUCCGAAUAAAAACACCAGCAGGAGACAUGGACUCGUCCGUGGACUGUCCAUCUCUACUAAACUUCAAUGACCUGCUGGUGGCCAUCAGAGAUGUCAUGCCUGAAGCCACUGUUACAGCCUUUGAAUAUGAAGAUGAGGUGGGAGACAGAAUCACUGUAAGAAGUGAUGAAGAACUCAAAGCCAUGUUGUCAUAUUAUUUCAACACAAUGAACGAACAACGCAUGAAUGGAAUGCUGCCGGACCCUUUGCAGAUUUUUCCAAGAGCCGGCAAGACUCCAGGGAUCCGGAACAUACAUGGCCUGAAGGUUAAUACAAGACCUAACCCAGCCAACGACUGCACACAUACUGUCCCAGACUCCAUGGCUAACAACAGCUUAAAAAAGUCAUCUGCUGAGCUGAAGAGGAUCUUGACAAACGGGCAGAUAAAUGCCCAAGAUAUCAGCUAUCAAGAGCAACUUGGCCAUGGAAACGGAGGAACAGUUUACAAAGCGUACCAUCUUCUUGGCAAGAAGGUUUUAGCUGUCAAGGUCAUUCCCCUGGAUAUCACAGUGGAAUUACAGAAGCAGAUCAUGUCAGAAUUAGAAAUCCUCUAUAAGUGUGAUUCACCUUACAUCAUCACUUUCUUCAGUGCCUUCUUUGUAGAGAACAGGAUAUCCAUAUGCACAGAAUUUAUGGACGGCGGUUCUCUGGAUGUGUACAAAAGAAUUCCAGAGCAUGUGCUCGGAAGGAUCGCAGUGGCUGUAGUCAAAGGCCUGACGUAUCUUUGGAGCCUGAAGAUACUUCACAGAGACGUCAAGCCCUCCAAUAUGCUGGUGAACACCCGGGGACAAGUCAAGCUCUGUGACUUUGGUGUCAGCACGCAGUUGGUAAAUUCCAUUGCCAAAACAUAUGUGGGAACUAACGCAUACAUGGCGCCUGAGAGGAUAUCAGGGGAACAGUAUGGUAUCCACGCAGAUGUCUGGAGUGUGGGGAUCUCGUUCAUGGAGUUGGCGUUAGGGAUGUUCCCGUAUCCACAGAUUCAGAAAAACCAAGGAUCUUUAAUGCCUCUCCAGUUACUGCAAUGCAUCGUUGAUGAGGAUCCUCCAGUUCUUCCCGUCGGCCAAUUCAGUGAAAAGUUCAUUCACUUCAUCACUCAGUGUAUGCGGCGGCAACCCAAAGAGAGGCCUGCCCCUAAUAACCUCAUGGAACACUCCUUCAUCGUACAGUUUAAUGAUGGAAACGCAGAGGUGGUGUCUAUGUGGGUUUGUCGCUGCCUGGAAGAAAGACGAGCUCAACAGGCUCAGGGACGCGUCUAAUGUCCUCUACCCGCCCGCCUUUGAUGGACCUGGACAUGUGAUCCUCAAUAUUGAACACUUUAUAAAGGCUUCAGGGACAAGUAUGUGUCUAUACAGCACUGUACAAAUGACUUUAUGUACAUGGACCAGAAUCAGGAAGCCUUUAUGUGAGUAAAGAUCUCAUAACGUAUCUAUGUAACAUCAACAAGCUCACACCUCUUCAUCUCUGCUCUAAUGAAGAGCAGACAGAUUAGCACUUUCUUCAAAAUGUGGUCUCCAUUCAGCAGCUUUGUCUCCACAGUUAUGAUGCGCUGACUUAUACCACCAUGAAAAACUCAAAUCAUAGGACUGCAAUACACAGGCAGAGGUAUGUUCUGCCUUUUAAGUGGUAUCUGAAAUAACCAUCUAGUGCUUUACUAAAGACAGCGCUCCACUGAAUGUUAAGGUUUUUGCCUGUGAAUUACUGCCCAUGUGCGUGCCUGUUUUCUCAUUAGUGUCAUUUAUACCUCAGCAAACUUACAUUUUCACUAUAACAUUGCCCAAAAUAUGUACCUACAUUAGUAUCCAGUAGCUGCCUCUUUGGUGUUGACUGGACACAUAGCUUUUUGUGAGGUGUUUAGAGAACGACAGGCCUACAUCAUCCGUCUGAAGCAGCUCUGCUGUGUUACAACGUGGAUUAACAUGCUUCUGGGCUAAUUAUCGUUCCCACGCAUCAGGAGGAAGCAGGCUCUUUCUGCUUUAAGCACUUUUCAACUUGGUCACAUGUCUUUGAUUUCUACUUGCACACACAUGCCUGAUAUAAAAGGCUUUUUUAGAGGAAACAGUGUGGGAGCAUUUCUCCUCUUCCUCAGCUAGACAGAAAAACGUAAACGAAACGUAACUCAUUCAUCCCUUACUACCAACUUUUAGUUUAUUCUCAGUAAUUAGUGCAUCCCUCCCCAACCUUUAGAUCCUUUUUUAUUCAAGAUAUUUCAUGUUCUUCACAGAAAUAGGCUGUUUUGAUGCAGUUCCAAAAUAAAUCUGAUGAUAGACAUGACUGUAGAGAGGAAAACGUUAAUGCAGUGCACUUAACACCAAAGACCACUGAGGACAAGAAUCAGGAAUGAUAUAGAUUUCUAUUCCUGUGGCACAUAUAAUGUGUUUUAUUACUAAAAUGAAUUGCUCCUACAGACUUGAAGUGUUCAGUUGUUCAUAUAUGAAGAGCUCAAGUGCAAUUAAAAGCCACAAAGUGAAGGCAGUGACGUGAUGUGUUAAAGUGCAGGCACAGGUGUAACAGCAGCACAAUAGAAAAGGCUGAACGCACCAGUUUGUUCUAUAUGUGAUGAAGAGUUUCUUUAGUUCACUGUAAGAUGAGCUUUGUCCUCUGAGCAAUGAGGAGACACGUGUAAAGUAGGUAUAAGUCACUGCCCUUUGCCUGUACAUGGAAACUGACUCCAACAUUUCAUCUUUAUGUUGGGAAGUCUGCAAGAUUAUUUUUCUUUUUUCAUCAGCAUGAAUGUAAAGCUUCUGAUUUUAAGAUCAGGCUUUUAAUUUAGCUUAUAUCUUUGUUAUCUUUCUAAUGAGCUGCAAAGAAAAGACACAAGAACUCUGUGUGUGGGGAAAUCAUGAGCUAGGUGCCAGGUCCAGACUGAGCCACCACUUUUCGGGAAAUGUCAAUUUAAAGUGCAUAAAUUAAAAGUUCAAGACUGAACUUUACCAUGACAAACUGUUUCAUGGCGGGAGCGUAUGCUUGGCAGUUUAAUCAUCAUUCAUCUGUGCACACAUUGUGUCAUUUACAUAGAAAAUGAUUGGAAGUCAUGGUAGGCAAUUUAUUUGGGGGGCAACACUGAACAAGAAUAAAAGUCUUCCAGGAUUUUCUAAUUCAAGUGAGCUGAGACAAAUGAACUGCUCUGCCUCCUCUUGGCUCUGUGCUCAGGUCCGUCAGAGAGAUGGCAUCAAUAUUGGCUGUUAGAUAAAUGCUAAUGCAUGUGAAAGUACCAUCUGGUCGAAAAAAUGUUAGCCUGAUCAAAUGGCAAAAGAAAGCUUGGCAACAAUUGUAUUCUCUGCAAAGCAACCCAACAAAUGAUAAGCUCAUCAAUAAGAAAGUCUGAUGGAGACAGAAAAUGCAAUAAAAAGUGACAUGUUUCCAGCCUUGUAAAGCUCACCUGCAAACCAACUUUUUUUCUUUGCUGUUCUGUAAAACACAUCCUCAGGUUUAACUACAAAACCUCUGAAUACAGUCUGCAAUACUACAUCAUGUCAGUACAGUCUGGUGGACACCUCAGUCUGCAGGUAUCUGCUGUUUAUUGCAGUGCGGUUGGUCUAAACAGUUUAACGAUCCCUCUACUGGUUGUGUUCCUGACUCAUCGAGACAUGAUCUGACAUUAAAUUUGAAAUCUGAUCCUGGACUACACCAAACCUUUUUUAAAUAUAACCCUUUGUUAUUACUUUUGAUUCUUUACAAACAUUGCUUAUACAAAACAUUACUCAUGUAACACCCUUAAGUUUGAGACAGAGACCACUGCAGGAGAUUUUGUUUGGGUAAUCCAGUGAACUGCACGACCAGCAGAGAGGCUUUCAUCAUGAUUCCUCUAAUGUUGAAAUAUUUAAUCGGUGCCAUGUUUACAGAAACUGCUCAACUUUGGGAGGCAUGUCCGAGCAGAAUGAUGGUUAUAUGAAUCUGAUAAUUGGUCAAAUCAGAACUCAUCAUUCAAAGAUACUCCAGUGACUGAGUUACUUCGACAUGGUUUUGUAACAGUAGCACAAUGAAUGAAAAUGUGCCCUGUGUUAUUACACAUAGUGUUCAAUACAUUCGUCUUGCUGUAAUGUGGGAUGUGGAAAGCUUUAACGUGUGUUACUGCAUCUGUGUGAUAGAAACCUUACAGGAGGAUGGCCUUUAAUGUAAAUACCUGUAGAAAAGUGUGAAGUUAGAAGAGCUGAUGAGAUCUCUUCAGAUGUUAAUGUGUUCUUGUAUUUUAAAUAAAACCAAACAAAGAGAAGACGUUUAAUUUUUUUAACAGGGGGACUUAAAAUUCAGAGACAUAUUUUAUGGUUUGGAAAUGUACUCAUUGACUGUGAUUUUUAAAUAUGCACCCACAGAUUACGUGGAAAUAUUUAUUGUUUUUUACUUUGCAGUCUGGGUCGGGUCACGUGUUGUGACUUCUGUCAUGUUUUUUUUCUUGUUUUCACUAAGAUGCAUUAAGUCAUUGAUGGAUCUCAGCAGUAGUAUUAAUGCUGUGAUAUUACUGGCAGAUUUGGGCCUUUUCUGUAAUUAUCUGUGUUGGCACAUAUUCCAGCCAUAAUAGAAUAAAAAUAUUAAAACAUAAA
This is a messenger RNA of Notolabrus celidotus (New Zealand spotty), 4942 nucleotides long. RefSeq names its product mitogen-activated protein kinase kinase 5 (gene map2k5). Lineage: Eukaryota; Metazoa; Chordata; Actinopteri; Labriformes; Labridae. The transcript has 22 exons. Bases 341 to 1657 code for a protein of 438 amino acids. Gene Ontology annotation, biological process: protein phosphorylation. The record is from RefSeq and is a predicted model, not a curated record. Gene Ontology annotation, molecular function: protein kinase activity; protein binding; ATP binding.